Messenger RNA from Prinia subflava (tawny-flanked prinia), 1659 nucleotides. It is a transcript of the gene OTUD3, whose product is annotated as OTU deubiquitinase 3. Gene Ontology annotation, molecular function: cysteine-type deubiquitinase activity. The transcript has 8 exons. The record is from RefSeq and is a predicted model, not a curated record. Lineage: Eukaryota; Metazoa; Chordata; Aves; Passeriformes; Cisticolidae. Gene Ontology annotation, biological process: protein stabilization; protein K27-linked deubiquitination; protein K48-linked deubiquitination. Bases 45 to 1175 code for a protein of 376 amino acids.
UGAUCCUGUCGCGGUGCCGGUGUCACGUGACACGCGCGGUGCCCAUGUCCCGCAAGCAGGCGGCCAGGGCCCGGCCCGCCGCCAGCGCCAGGAAGGGCCGGCGGCCGCGGCAUCCCCCCGCCGGCCCCGGCACCGCGCCCGGCGGCAGCGGCGGCCUCGCCGGGCAGCUCCGGGCCCUCGGCCUCAAGCUGCGGGAGGUGCCGGGAGAUGGCAACUGCUUGUUCCGGGCGCUGGGGGACCAGCUGGAGGGGCACGGCCGGAACCACCUGCGGCACCGCCGGGAGACCGUGGAGUUCAUGGUGCGGCAGCGCGGGGACUUCGAGCCCUUCGUGGAGGACGAUGUGCCCUUCGACAAGCACGUUGCCAACUUGGCCCAGCCUGGUACUUUUGCUGGCAACGAUGCUAUUGUGGCCUUUGCAAGGAACAAUCAGAUGAAUGUGGUUAUUCAUCAGCUCAACACUCCACUGUGGCAGAUCCGUGGCACAGACAGGAGCGAUGCCAGGGAGCUGCACAUCGCCUACAGGCACGGGGAGCACUACGACAGCGUCCGCAGGAUCAGCGACGACUCGGAGGCUCCGGCCUGCCUGCGGAUGGAGAUGCUUUGCAAGAACGAUUUGAAUAAGGCAGAGGAAGUGAAGCCACAGAAGGGCAGCUCUGAAGAUGAGACUGAAGUGGAUGUGGAAGAUGCUGUACAAAAAGUUUGCAACGCAACUGGGUGUUCAGACAUUGAUUUGGUAAGCCAUGUUCUGGAAGUGGAGGACUACAACGUGGAAUCUGCAAUAUUUGCCCUCUUGCAGGUGAAGGAAGGGGAAGAAAUGGGUACUGAGGAGCAGCAGGAGCCCCUGGGCAUGGAGCAGAAAUCCUGCAGCGGGACACUGUGGGAAGAGAAUGGAACUGGUUCAAGAAUCUUUGGAAAUCAGAGCUUGCAUCAAGGUGAAGCAGAAAGCGACAAGGGACAAGCUGGAUCCAGGGAAGAGAAGCGACCCGGCAGAAACCCAAAGGCAGCCAAGAAGCAAAGGAAGGAGCAGCAGCGGCUGGAGAAGAAGAAGCGGCAGGAGGAGAGGCACCGGCAGAAGGUCCUGGCCACCAAGAGGGACAGUGCAGACACCAGCACAGAGACAGACCCGGCCAACCACGUCACCCUGGUGAGGGCCAUGGCAGCCCUCAACAUAUGACUCAGUGCUCUGCUGAGAAAAGCAAAUAAACCUGGGGAAGACAAAAUCCCCCCGGGAGAAUUCCCAGGCACCCAUGGUUAUCUUGAAAUCCAUCUCUGCUGGGGUUUCCAAGCACGAGAGAACUUCCUCUUCCUUUGCUUGUGAGGAGGACAAUUGCUCAUUGAUUCUGCAGCAGCCUGGGGUGAGAAGAGUUGUUUAAACUUAACAGGAAAUAGAGACUUGGGUCUGUAAUCUUGGAGUUAGAUGAAAGUGAGAACCUUUUCUUCACACAACGGUGUCAGAUUUAUUUUGACAUAUCUUGAUGUGCCUGUUUGGUUUUUUUUCUCUUCUUUUAUUUGGUUAUGCCUGGAGGAGCAUAUUAUUUUACCUUGCUGUCAGGGAAAGCUUAACAAAUCUCAGCUCAGGAAUAUCUCUGGUGGGUCUUUUUCUAUUUAAAUUCAAAUAAAGUAAGGGAACAGAUCCCAGAAUCCUUUUCCAAAGCAAA